AUGUUUUUCGUAAUGGAUAAAUUCGCUCAAUAUAAUACACUCUUGAUAAUCCAAUUCAUACAAUAAGCAUCUACUGGAAUGUUUGCUUACGGCUGCACAAAUGAAGUUUAUGAAUACUAUGUAAAGAAGAAUAUUUGGGCCUUUUUCGCAAUGGGAUUAGUAAAUGUACUAUUCUUUUUAGCUGGAACAGGUUUAGGCAUGUAUUUCUAUUUGUAUUCAAGCAGUGGCAUUUAUCAAUUUUAUGGUCUAAGCUAUGCCAUCUAUGUUAUUACUACUACUCUACCAUUGAUUAUCUCUAUAAUAGCUGCUGCUUAUUAUAUUGACGUUAAGUUCUUCAAGAAACCUCAACUAUUAAAGGCUGAAACAUAAACCUAAAAAGUUUGA
Messenger RNA from Stylonychia lemnae, 384 nucleotides. The record is from the annotation of a GenBank genome assembly. NCBI's taxonomy places the organism in Eukaryota, Ciliophora, Spirotrichea, Sporadotrichida, Oxytrichidae.